CCCCCGGGCCCCGCAGGCAGCCAGCCCGGCCCCGCGCGCCCGGGAGGACGCGCCGCUGCGCCACCCGCGGGCACCGCGCCCGGCCCUCCCCGCGCCCGUCACCGCCGGCCCUCACGGCUGACCCGGCCCGACCCUCCCCGCCGACCCUCCCCGCCGACCCUCCCCGCCCCGCCGCGCCCCACCCUCUCGCCAGACCCUCCCCGCGGCUCCGCGUCCCUCCCGGGCCUCCCCAUCCGACCCGGCUCCCCCGACCCUCUGCUCCUCGCCCCUCCCCGACCCGCCCCUCCAGCCCCUCCGCGACCCCCCCCCGCCCCGUCCCCGGCCCGCCGCGCCCCUCCUCCCCUUCCCCUCCAGCCUCUCCGCGCCCCUCCCCGCCCCGCCCGCCGCGCCCCUCCCCUCCGGCGCCCGCAGGUGCUGCCCCUGGCGGGCCGGGCGCGGCCGGGUAUAAACGGGCCCCGCGGACCGCGCCGCGACCGCCCGCGCCACCAGUUGCGCCCGCGCCGGACCAGGACCGCGUUCCCGCCACAGGAGCCCGCGCCAUGUCUGAGAUCGCGCCCUUCUACGAGGGCAAGUCCGUCCUGGUCACAGGGGCCACCGGCUUCCUGGGCAAGGUGCUGCUGGAGAAGCUGCUGCGCGCCAGCCCGGGCCUCAGGGUCGUCUACGUCCUGGUGCGGCCCAAGAAGGGCCAGACGCUGCAGGAGCGGGUGGCCCAGAUGCUCAGCUACGAGCUAUUUGACAAAGUCAAGGAAUUGUAUCCCAACGUGCACGAGAAGAUCCGGCCCAUCUGCGCAGACCUCAACCAGCAGGACCUGGCCAUCAGCAAGGAGGACACCCAGGAGCUGCUGUCCAGCACCAACCUCGUCUUCCACUGCGCUGCCACCGUGCGCUUCGACGACCACCUCAAGCACGCCGUGCAGCUGAACGUGGCAGCCACCCAGCAGCUCCUGCGCAUGGCCAGCCAGAUGGCCCGGCUGGAGGCCUUCGUCCACGUCUCCACCGCCUACGCCAACUGCAACCUCCAGCACAUCGACGAGGUGGUGUACUCGUGCCCCGUGGAGCCGCAGCAGAUCAUGGCCUCCAUGGAGUGGCUGGACGACGCCAUCAUCGAGGAGAUCACCCCCAGGCUGAUCGGGGACCGGCCCAACACCUACAUCUACACCAAGGCCCUGGCCGAGAUGGUGGUGCAGAAGGAGGGCGGCCACCUCAACAUGGCCAUCGUCAGGCCGUCCAUCGUGGGCGCCACCUGGCAGGAGCCCUUCCCCGGCUGGGUGGAUAACUUCAACGGGAUCACAGGGAUCAUAACGGCGAUGGGCAAGGGCCUGCUGCGCUCCAUGAAGGGGACCCCGAGGGCCGUGGCCGACAUCAUCCCAGUGGACAUCGUGGCCAACCUCAUCUUGGCCGUGGGCUGGUACACAGCAGUGCACAGACCGAAAUCAACACGGAUCUACCACUGUACGUCGGGUGCCCUCAACCCCUGUUGCUGGAGGGACAUAGCCGCGCUGAUGGUAGCCAGCUUCGAGAAGGUGCCCCUGGAGCAGACGUUCUGGAGGCCCAACGCCGAGCUGUACAGCAGCGCCCUCGCCAAGAAAUACUGGAACAUGGUCAGCCACUGGUGCCCCGUGGUCAUCUGCGACCUGUACCUGCGGCUCACGGGCAGGAAGCCCCGGUUCAUGAAGGUCAUGAGCCGCAUCCAGAAGAUGCUCUCGUUGCUGGAGUACUUCGUCAGCCACAGCUGGGAGUGGAGCGUGAACAGCUCGGAGAUGCUCAGGGCCCAGCUGAGCCCCGAGGACCAGCGCGUGUUUAACUUCGACGUGCGGCAGCUGAACUGGCUGGAGUACAUCGAGAACUACGUCGUGGGCGUGAAGAAGCACUUACUGAAGGAGGAGAUGUCGGGCGUCCCCAAGGCGAAGGAACACCUGAAAAAGCUCCGGAACAUCCAGUACCUCUUCAACACGGCCCUCGUGCUCCUGGCCUGGCACCUGCUCGUCACGCGCUCCCAAGUGAUGCGGAACAUCUGGUUCUUCCUCGUCAACUCCUGCUCUAAGCUCCUCCCCUGCCUGCGGGCGCCCCGCGUGUCCAGGGUCUGAGCGCUCAGCAGCCCGGUCCCUGCCACCCCAGACGUCUCCACAGCAACCAGCCUGUGGCCGGGCUCGGACACUCGAGUUCCCGGCCAGUGCCCGGCCCGCUCGCACCCACGCCUGACUUCUCAGCCCGGCCUCUGCCGAGGUGCAUCCCAGGGACCGCCGAGCCCGUCCGGCAGGCCUUCUGCAAAGGUUUGCAGCAGCGCACACGGGAACGCAGGGGGACGCUGACGCCCUGACCCUCCGGGCCGGCCCCCGUGAGACGGUCACACACACGUAUUAUGUUUUUGAACUAGUUUGCGCAUUUGAAAUGGAUAUUUCUAAAUUCUCUGAGUCCCAAAUUUUCUGAGAACCUUCCGGCUUUCUUCUUACUGUCUUCGAACCCUUCCCACUUGAGUCCUCGAAGGAGGGGCGCCUCAGCGAGGUUGAGGGGCUCCUUUCCCACCGAGGAAGGCAGGAUGAAACGCAGCUCCUCUUGCCCAAAGAGGGCCGAGUCCUGAGCUGACCACAGUGUACCUGUGGCUCCCUGCUUGUACCGCACGGGCCGGGGCUGGAGAACAGGCGUCAGGAGGACCCGGAGCGAGUGUCACUUUGUCUGAACAUUUUUUUCUGAACAAUGGAAAGCCAGCGGGUUGCCCCAGCAUCUUGUACGACAACGUUGUGUCAAAACAGAGCAUUCAAAUUUAGCGUUGGGGCCCACACAACUCCAAUGACCUGGCACAAAGCUAGAUGAUGACCCAGACAUUGGCAUGGGUGCUCUUCACGCCCCUCCUGCCGUCUCUGCUGCCCAGAUGGACGAGCACUGCAGGCCUCGAACCCGACUCCCUCCCAGAAAGGCUCAAGCUUUCUCUGCACUCCACGGAGGGCCUUUUCGGGGGGCUGUUAGUUCUGGGAAAGACUUUCCGGGGUAGAAAGUCAGGGUAGGUCCUGAAACCGGGUCAAGACGUGCUCUAAGGAUUUACUGUCCCGAUGCAAUAAAUCCAGUGAGGAAUUCUG
Sorex araneus (European shrew) is the source of this 3077-nucleotide messenger RNA. It is a transcript of the gene FAR2, whose product is annotated as fatty acyl-CoA reductase 2. The record is from RefSeq and is a predicted model, not a curated record. The transcript is spliced from 12 exons. Gene Ontology annotation, cellular component: peroxisome. Gene Ontology annotation, molecular function: alcohol-forming very long-chain fatty acyl-CoA reductase (NADP+) activity. The coding region runs from base 540 to 2087 and encodes 515 amino acids. Lineage: Eukaryota; Metazoa; Chordata; Mammalia; Eulipotyphla; Soricidae. Gene Ontology annotation, biological process: long-chain fatty-acyl-CoA metabolic process.